AUGAGUGAAACAGAAUUAUCACAAGAUCCAGCAAAACUCCAAGCUCUCGUCCGCCAACAGGCGAAGGAAUUAAAAAAGAUUAAACAGUUGAAUGCUGACCUUACAGAGAAAAGUGAGGGCCUUUCGGAUCGUACCAAAGCUCUGCAGCAGGUUGAACAGAGUGAAAAGAGCAUUACAAAAUCCCUUCAAGAACAAUUGAAUUAUGCCAGACAAGAGAAGGCGACCUUGGAAGCAUCGAUGGAAGCACGGGCCAAAUCAUUUCAGAGUACUUUGUCAAAGUUACAAAUUAACCAAGGUAACUUUCCAAGUCAUUCAAUUGUUAGUGAAAUCGGUGCAGGAAUGCUACCUUCGCCCAUUCCCACUGAUGCGCAAAAGUUGGCGAUGGAGUCUGAAGAUCCAAUCGUUUUAAAGCAGGAACUUCAAAACGCAUACGAACGUAUUCGACAACAAGAAUUAGAAAUUAAGAAACUCAAGUUUGAAGUUGAAAUGGAACAAGGACAUGUCAAUAUUUUGAGACACGAUAAUCAAAUGUUAAGGCAGAUCACAGUCGAUAUGCACGCAUCGGCUGAACAAGAGGAAGAAUAUAUUUCAAAUAAAUUACUAAAACGUAUUUCAGGACUUAAAAAAGAGAAAGGUGAAUUACUCCUCCAAGUUGAACAAGAGGAGGAAUAUCUUACCAAUACUUUACAAAAGAAACUGAAUCAGCUGCAAAAAGAAAAAAUUGAUAUGGAAAAUGCUCUCGAGCAAGAACAAGAAUAUAUCGUCAAUCGACUUCAAAAACAACUUGAUUCAUUGCGUCAACAACAGACAUAUCAUCCACAUCAUUCACGUGAGAACAGCACCUCUUCAACUUCUAAUACUGGGAGCAUCACUCCUUUACCUCCGGCUUCUCCUUCUUCGACUCACAAAAAAUGGAUAACUGCGCACUCUUCUUCCCCUACCUCUCCUGAUUUUAGUCUUGCUUCUCCUGGUAUAGUUGAAGUGUUAAAGGUAGAAGUUGGUACUCUCAGGACCAGAAUCUCAGAGAUUGAAAAAGAAUAUAUUGCGAAAUCAAGUCAAGCAACUCGAUUCAAGAAUGAAUUAAUUGAAUUGAGAAAGAAAUCUGGGUUACCAGUAGAAGAUUUAUUAUCAGAGGAACCUGUGCCCGCUUUUAUCAGACAUAGCAGUAAUCAGAGAAAUGCGCGAAGAUCAAACUCGAAUACGCACAACCCCAAUAAUUCCACGCAAAAUCUUGUUCGAGGUCGAUCAGUUUCUGCUGGCGAUGUUAAAUCCAUGCCUUUAAAUGUAAUCGGUUUGGGUCCUCAGAGCAUUAGCACGCAAGCCUCACGAUCACGUAGCGUGUCAGCAACCCUUAACCAAGCUCCCACAAUUGGAAACCCAAACAAAUCGGAACCUUCAUCAGCGUCACAAGGUUCACCUUCUCAAAAUUAG
Messenger RNA from Funneliformis mosseae, 1431 nucleotides. The record is from the annotation of a GenBank genome assembly. Lineage: Eukaryota; Fungi; Glomeromycota; Glomeromycetes; Glomerales; Glomeraceae.